GGGCUGUCUAUACACACACACGCAGACACUGAUAGUCAUACUGUACACAGCAGGGAAACAUGGACAGUGACGCAUUCAUAUACACAGAUUUACACACAGAUUUACUCUUGCACAGCUAAACUCUCACACACAUACAUAGAAACACACUUAAAAUGAAUACAGAAAUAACAACAUAAGCCAACGAACAUGCCUAAUCAAAAAGUUAAGAUUGUACACAUCGAAAUUGACACUUUCACAGACUAAUAAAGCAGAGACACACUUGUAGAACCUCAAAGAUGCCUAAACAUAAAAUACAAGAGAAAACUGACUGAACACACAACCUAAACAACCACAAAGCAAUCGCACAUAUUUUACACACACAGUGCAGCAUUUGCCUCCUUCCUGCACAUUAAAUCUUUUCACUCAAGAGGGCUUGAUCCCUUUCCUCCUUCCUGCUCUGAAUCUCCUCCAAGGACAGCUCAGCACUCUUCUUGGACUGAGUCUUUAGCAGGAGCAGCCUUGUUCAUGCCGGAUUCUUCCUCACCCCCGCCGCUGCUAGCCACUGUCCCAGUGCCAGAGAUGUCUGCUGAUGACGAUGACACACAGAACACUGGAGUGGAUGUGUGGCCUGAGCUGGAAAAGGCAGAAAAGCUGGCCAGGGGAGCAGCGCUGAAAUGGGCCUCUGGUGUUUUCUACCGACCGGACCAGCUGGAGAGACUGGGCCAGUACCGGAAGCGCGAGAGCCAACGCACUUCUUCCGUACAGUCCCGGCUGAAGUCCGCAGUGCAGUCCUACUUGGAGGGGGUGGGUUCAGGGCUGGAGCAGCUCCGCUCGGCUCUGGCUGAUGUCCGAGAGGUGUCCUGCAUUCUGGGAGAGGUGCGCAGUGAGUGGAGCGGCAAAGCCAGUGGGUUCCAGUCCCUGGAGCAUCUUCGGGAAAUUGCCUCGGAACAUGAGCGACUGGCAGCAGCAUUCAACAACCUACCACACCUCUGCUCUGUGCCAGUCAUGGUCAUAGAGACACAGCGACUGAUCGAGUCCAGGCGGCUGUUGGAAGCUCAUGCCCAUCUGAUGGAGCUUGAGGACUGGCAGGAUGACAUCCACAGGCAGCUCCAGCGAACCAGCGGUCCCACCUCGGAAGAGGCCAGUCUGGUUUUAGAUUACUUUGUUGGAGUGCGCCAGCUGGGGGAAGCCUUAGCGAAGGAGCUCUGGGACGUGAUUCGUUGUGGACUUGUACUUGUGCGGCAGGAUCCUACCUCCUUUGUCUCAGCAGUGCGCAUCAUCGAGCGCGAGGAAAGGAUCGACCGUACACUCCUCGACACCCACGAUGCCAACCCUCGCUUUAUGCCUCCCGGGAGGCCCAAGAACUGGAGAACCAAGUUCUUCCAGAUUAUUGAGGAGGCUAUUGCUAUCCGCUUUCGGGCCACCUACCUGGACAUCAGAGGCCCUGGGCUAGCGAACCACCUGGUUGCCCUACAGAACAGCAUCAUGAACGACCUCACCACUGUCAAGCACUUGCUGGAGCAGUGUUGCCCACCCCACUACCACAUUUCUCGAGCCUACAUGCUCAUGUGCCACAAGUGCCUCUCUGCUUACCUGCAGCAGGUGAUCAGCUGGGACCUGGAGAGCAGCGAGAUCUUCACUGUCCUCAAAUGGGUCUUGCAUGUCUAUCACAGUCCUGAAAUGAUGGGCCACCCUGAUCUUUGUUCUGAGGUGAACCUUGAGGAAUUGGGGCCACUUAUAUCCCAGGAGACACUGGAUCAGAUGCAGAAUAAAUACGUCAACACUGUUCGGGCCAGCGUGUCCGAGUGGAUGCAGAAAGCACUGGAGGUGGAACUUUUAGACUGGCAGAGGGACCAGGAACCAGACUUUGACCACGAAGGCUUCUACCACACCAGCCUGCCCACCAUCAUCAUACAGAUGCUGGAGGAGAAUGCGCAUGUUGCCUUGGUGAUCAGUGAGGCGCUGCGAGACCAGAUGAUUGUCAUGGGCCUCUAUGAGUUGGAGACCUUUCUCACCAGGCUUCGUGAAACUCUGGUGGAUUAUGGGAAGGAGUGGCGGAAGGACCGUACAAACCCCAAGUAUUACCUGCACUACCUGCUGGCUGCAAUCAACAGCUGCAUCUCCUUGAGGGGCGCCAUUGAGAGUCUGCAGCAGCAGCAGAGCACUGCCCCACAGUACCGCAUCAACAGAGCCCCUCCCUGUCCACAAGCGGUGCUAGAGAGGACAACCAAAAGAGCCUGCAGACUGGUCAUCGAUGAGCUGCUCUUUGAGGUUCAGCCGCAGUUCCUGUACUUACUGUCUCGCUCCAUGCUGUCAGACUGCGAGGUGAUUGACAGGAUCUGCAACUCUAUGGAGCAGCACUGCAGCCACUACAAGCGUGUCCGGGAGCCCUACUUCCAGUUCCUGGUGCUGGAGAGCCAGUGGGCGCUGGUGGUGGAGUAUGUGCGUACCCUCAUGCAGAAACCAAUGGUCUGCCGCAACUCAGAGGAGAGGAGCCGUCUCUCAGACAGGAUGGCCCAGGAUGCACUGCAGCUGAGGGACCUGUUUCACAGGAUGAGUGGUCAACAAGAUGAAGACCACUGUGCCUGCAGCCAGAGGCCAGAGAGCUGUGAAAUGCUGACUGGGGUGCUGUCUGUGCUGGCAGAGAUUAUCCGGAUCAGUGACACCUCCAUGCUGAGUCUGGAAGUGUCUGGACUCGUCACCAAGUACCCUGACAUCAGCGAGGAGCAUGUGUUGGUCCUGCUGGAUGUGAGAGGGGACGUCCCAAGAGAGGUACGUGGGACAGUGCUAGACAUGCUGGAGCAGAGCGCCCGACCUCUUCCCCAAGGGUAUCGUCCCAUCUUCAACGACAUUCUUGUCCCCACUCCCAGCAUGCCAUUCUGCCUGCCCACUGCUAAGUGUGUCUGAGACAUAAUACCCACAAUCUGGUGUCAGUUUACUUCAAGACAUCAAGUUAUGAAGCAUAUAUACAGAGGGAGGGGGUGCUGCAGGAUAUCAAGAGAUAGUGGGCUAGAUUAUCAGAGCUAUUUACUCCAAAUUUCCAUUAGCAUUUUUUUUUUUUUUUUUUUUUAAAUAAAUAAAUAGUGUUUUUUUUUUACUUUGAAACAAAAAUUGUGCGAAUAAUAAUUGGACUAAAUAUCUUUGAGAAUCUAGCCCAUGAUAGUGAGGUUAGAAGUUAAAUUAAUGGGUAGUUGUAAGUCCUACUGAUCAUAAGAAAUAUGCAAUGUGAAAGCCUGACCAAGCCUCUUCAUGUCCCCUCUCUGCCCAUGUUCCUGUCGCUCGCUUAGUAUCUACAAUAGUUUUUUUCAAGAGAAAUGGCCUUGCUGUUCAGUGGAAUCAGCAUUAUUUAUUUUAAUUCCUGAGACUUGAAUCAGGAACCCUGAAUGUAUUUUAAUGAAUUGAAUACUUCAUGCUGUAGAACACAUAUAUAAUAGAAAGCUUAAAAAAGAAGCAUACUGCAUGUGUGGAUAUUUUCUUUAUGCUACAGUAGUGUUGGGAAAAAUACUAAUUUAAAGGUUCUGAGAACUCUUAUCACCUGUGGGUAUCAGAAUCUAGGCAAUAGUCAUCUACUUUUGUUUGUUUACCCUUCACCCAGAUAAUCUGAUAUGCAUGCAUUAAGUCCUAUUGGCAGAUGUUUUGAAGGUGACAGCUUUUUAGCUUUUGCUGCUUUGCUGUAAUUGACACGAGCACAGAAGCACUCAGCUGAGUGCUGCAGGUUCAACAGUGCAAAAUGACAUGCUGAAAAAUAUAAUUCAUGUUGAAUAUCGUAGAGUUGAAUGUCAGACAUUGGUGAUACUAUAAUUACUGUUAGCAUCAUUUUUUUUAUU
This is a messenger RNA of Polyodon spathula (Mississippi paddlefish), 3806 nucleotides long. It is a transcript of the gene exoc3l1, whose product is annotated as exocyst complex component 3-like 1. Lineage: Eukaryota; Metazoa; Chordata; Actinopteri; Acipenseriformes; Polyodontidae. The record is from RefSeq and is a predicted model, not a curated record. The coding region runs from base 505 to 2886 and encodes 793 amino acids. The transcript is spliced from 13 exons. Gene Ontology annotation, biological process: exocyst localization; exocytosis. Gene Ontology annotation, cellular component: exocyst. Gene Ontology annotation, molecular function: SNARE binding.